AUGAUUGAAAGCAUUGCACUCAGAAAGUUUGCAGUUUCGUAUUUCUUGGUGCACCCCACCAAGCCGCUCUGCAAUUUGGUGGACAGAAUAACCACCACGAUUAAAAAUAGGUUCUUCAAGGGGGAGAUAGUUUUCCUGAAGAACAAAGAGCUCACAGGCCGCAUAGUCGAGACAACAAAGACGGGAUACAUCGUGGAAAUAUACGACGACAACCAGACGAGCCCGCAAAAGGAGGAGGUGAAGGCUGAAGAUCUGCUCAGAAAAGACAGCGCAACAAAGAAUGAAGUGCUAGGGUUUAUCCUCAGUGUGACAAGAGAUACGCCUCUUGGAAGAAUAGUGGCGAACAACAUAAUACAGGAGCUCGGGAUAUUCAAAGGACAGAAACCGCUGAAGCCCGUAGAGCCGCACAGCAGCAGCUACAAGACAGAAGAUGCAUUUGUCAUCUCAGAUAAAAAGCCGUACUGGCAGUCCGAUGCGCAGCUGGAAGAAAAAGAAAAAGAGAUGGAGGAGGUGGAAGAGAGAAGAGUGCAGGGGAAGAUAAGCGAAAUAAUAAAAGUGCCAUCGGAGGCAUGGUCAUCGCCCAUUGAGGACCACGAAGUGAACACGAAGAUUCUUUCCACCUUCGCAGAAAUAUCGGUGUUCAGCGACUUUCUGAAAAUGAAAGAGUUUUCGCUCUCUGAGUUUGUCGACGCGCUUUUCUCCCCGGAGAAAAACGGGCACAUUUUAGUGGAAAUAUUUUCAAAGCUGCUGAAGUCCAUCUCGCACGAAAGAAGAAAGUCGGGAAAAGAAGGACUGAAGGACAUGGUGCAGGUUGCAUCGGAUAUAACGUACGAAAGCGAAGGCAUGCAGAAGAUGGUGGAAAUGGUGGAGAUGCAGGAGCAGAAGGAGAACACGGGCUUCAACAGAAUCCAGUGGUUUGCAGGGGACGCAUCGUCUAAGAACUGGCAGGUGUACAUGAAAAGUUUUAUCUACGAUGUUAUCACAGUGUACGAUAUAAAAAUAAAAACAAACGAGUUUACGCCAGGAGACGCAAAAGAGCAGAGUGUGGAGUCUGUGGCCAUGGACAGACUGCUGAUGAUUUCGUUUUUGAUGGAAACCAUCGUCCUGGGUGUGCGGUUUAGAGGAUACUACGAUGCUGCAGUGGAGGAGUACAGGGAAAAAGAGAGAGAGCGGCACUUGCUGCAGCAGGAGCUAAAGAGACUGAAAGGCGAGAUACUGGUGAGCGAGGGCACACAGGAGACAAAAGAGCUGAUAGAUGCCGCAGAGAAAUCGAUUAAAAAAUUCAACAAAGAGUGCAAGCCUGAGCUCAUCCGCAGCAGAAUAGCAAAGUAUUCUGAUCUUUCAUUUUUAUUUGUGGGAGGCGAGCUGUUCUACGAGUACAAAGGCGCGUUCAGAAGGAUAGACAGCUCUGAGUGGCCCACACUCAUUUCUGCCUUCAAUAUAGAAAAAAAGAAAGACGGCGUGUUUAUAGAGAGUGUCAAGAAGUACUUAAGAAUGCUGUGA
Nematocida minor is the source of this 1503-nucleotide messenger RNA. RefSeq lists its product as uncharacterized. The record is from RefSeq and is a predicted model, not a curated record. The coding region runs from base 1 to 1503 and encodes 500 amino acids. The transcript has a single exon. Lineage: Eukaryota; Fungi; Microsporidia.